GAGGCAGAAAUAGUACUAACAACUAGAAAGUGCUUGGACACGGACUAACUGAGAAGCAUAAUCGAAGCAGAAAGGCUACUGAACAAAGAAUGACGACCUCUGCUAUGGAACAAAGCAAUUUGGAUGUUUCUCACUUCCACCAUACGCCUUAUUAUUGUGAGGAGAAUGUAUACUUGCUUUGCAAGAAGUUAUGCGCUGAUGGAAUAGCAGAUGCUGACGGUUCGGACCUUUUUGUCGUUUUCAUUUCCAAUGAAAAGAAGCAGAUUGCACUAUGGCAUCAAAAGGCUAGCAAAAGAGCAGAUGGGAUUGUUCUCUGGGAUUAUCAUGUCAUUUGCAUUCAGAGGAAAAGUGCAGGCAACUCACCCCUAGUGUGGGACUUGGAUUCAAGUCUUCCGUUCCCUUCACCUCUAGCUUCCUAUGUGUUGGAAACAAUCCGUCCAUCUUUUCAACUGUUUCCCGAUUAUCAUAGGUUAUUCCGAAUUGUGCAUGCUCCAGUAUUUCUUCGUUGUUUUGCAUCUGAUAGAAGACAUAUGAAAGACCCUGAUGGAAAAUGGAUUGCAGAACCUCCUUUACAUGAACCCAUAGUUGCUGAAGAUGGAACAGUGCACAACCUAAAUGAAUACUUCAACAUAUCUGAUGCGGAUGCUACAGAUAGCGGCAUUGAUUCCGUCAAAGGCGCAAUUUUUACUCAGAAAUACGGUGUGGUAGCGAAGGAAAAUCAGCUGGAAGAAUUCUUUUCUGAGAUCUUACGGUAGCCACCAUUUGAUUGCUAGACACACACUUGCCAAUGGCGGUUUUAAAUGUUAAGCUGCCACUUGCCAGUGCUUUACUCGGUUUUAAAUGUUAAGAUGCCGCAGUUCCUAUCUUAUUGUUUGUAAACAUGGUUUCUCAUGAAAUGUUUUUAGUAGAAAUUUGUGUUAUUUUGUUGAGAUUGCGGGGAAGGAGGGCGCCAGGGAAAACUCAACUAGCAUCAUCAUGUAUUUUCAAAGUCAAGGUUGUAUAUAAAAUGUUUACAGUCA
Prosopis cineraria is the source of this 1019-nucleotide messenger RNA. Its product is annotated as protein N-terminal glutamine amidohydrolase. The transcript is spliced from 6 exons. Lineage: Eukaryota; Viridiplantae; Streptophyta; Magnoliopsida; Fabales; Fabaceae. The record is from RefSeq and is a predicted model, not a curated record. Gene Ontology annotation, cellular component: cytosol; nucleus. Bases 90 to 755 code for a protein of 221 amino acids. Gene Ontology annotation, molecular function: protein-N-terminal asparagine amidohydrolase activity; protein-N-terminal glutamine amidohydrolase activity.